CCGUGUCUCGAUUUUUGCCGCGUCAUUCUCCAGAUCUACCUGCACUUCGUAAUGCGAAUAUUUUAAGGUGGUUCAAAUCUUCAAGCUUGUGGACUGAACGUGAAACACGUACGUUAAAUGAUCUUGUUGAGCAAUACAGUAACGAUUGGUUCCUUAUUUCAAGUAAACUUUACGGGAGAACAUCAUUUGCAUGUUGGCAACCGAAUAAAAUUAAAAAAGAAUUAGUAUUACAUAGCUGGCCGCAAGAAGCAAUUCGGAUUUUGGACUACUUAAUAUUAAAAUAUGGCAGAUGGCAAAUAAUCCCGAUUCUUUUACCCGGAACAACACCAUUUAAUUACUAUAUGCGUUCUGCAACUAAUAUUUGGGGUUGGAGAAACCAGAUCAUUUUUAAGAUAUUUGAUACAGAAAAUCUUGACGUACAAAAGCGAUGGAGUGCAGAUGAAUUAAGAAAACUCUUAGAGUUAAGAUCACAGUAUGAAACAGAUUGGUGCAAGAUUUCUAAGGGGCUCCCUGGUAGAUCACCAUCAGCGUGCUUUUACAAAUACCAAGUGAUAACAAGGUUGUUAAUGAAGACUGGGAAUGAUAUCACAAAAUGUAUCAAACAAAAGCUCCGGAGAAAUACAACAAUUGCUCAACCUUGGUCUGAAGAAGAUAUAUUAAAGUUAAAGAAUCUUACAGAAAUACACGGUAAGGAUUGGAAUAAAAUUGCGUCUCAAUUACCAGGAAAAACAUCAGAGGAUUAUUAUGAUCGGAUCGCAAGAUUUAUUCCCGGAAAAUCACAAGAAUCGAUUAGAUCAUAUGUUACUACACAUAAACAAGAACUUUUACCCAAAGAACUCGACAUGACGAAAAUGAAUAACCUGAAGAAAGACUACUUGGACAUUACGCCAGUACCAGUGUGGAAUCUUGAUGAGUUUGGUGAUUGGUGCAAAAGAAAGUCUAUGGUCAAAGCAAAAAUAAUUGAUCAUAUGAAAAAAGGCCUGGAACAACGUAGAC
Racocetra persica is the source of this 996-nucleotide messenger RNA. Lineage: Eukaryota; Fungi; Glomeromycota; Glomeromycetes; Diversisporales; Gigasporaceae. The record is from the annotation of a GenBank genome assembly.